Molecule: messenger RNA, 1264 nt
Organism: Sodiomyces alkalinus F11
Lineage: Eukaryota; Fungi; Ascomycota; Sordariomycetes; Glomerellales; Plectosphaerellaceae
Product: 3-carboxy-cis,cis-mucoante lactonizing enzyme
Exons: 3
Molecular function (GO): protein binding; 6-phosphogluconolactonase activity
Source: RefSeq, a predicted model, not a curated record
AUCUUGGAAUAUGGAGCCGUCCGUCUAUGCGCGUCAUCGUCAAGCCUCUUUACUGCGACGGAGGCUCUUCUCUCACCUGGUUCGACGCCGGGGUUGCUUCCGCCCUGACUCUUCUCCACACGGAGACCUUCAGUCUCCCCGAGCCUGGUCCCGUGCCCUCCCGGCAGGAAGCCCCGCAUCCGCACCAAGCCUUUGUCGACCCCACAGGCCGCUUCGUGCUUGUCCCGGACCUGGGGGCAGAUCUCGUCCGCGUCUUCCGAGUCGAUCCCAAGAGCCUCCAUCUCGCCACCCUCGAGCCCCUUGUCACCGUGCCAGGCAGCGGGCCGCGCCACGUAGACUUCCUCGUGGCGCUCGGUGGCCAGACCAUUCGUACUUACAUGUACCUCAUCUCAGAACUGACAAACACCAUCACCGCUUACCGUGUGUCGUACCCUGCUAGUGGGGGCAUCCGGUUCGAUCGAUUCUUUCAAUGCCCUACUCACGGCUACGGGAAUCAAGUGCCCGCUGGUGCAAGUGCUGCCGAGAUUGCAGUGUCGCCCGAUGGGAGAUACCUAACCGUAUCCUCCAGGAACGAAAAGUCGUUCAAGAUCCCGAACCCCGAUGUGCCAACUUCUGGCGAGCAGGAUCAAGACUGGAUCGACUCGGACUCGCUGAUCGUCUUCGCCAUCUUCCCCGAGACGGGUGAGCUGUCUUUCUUGCAGAAAUUCCCUGCAGGGGGUCUCAUCCCCCGCCACUUCUCGUACAACCAGGCCGGCACCCUUGUCGCCGUAGCGCUGCAGCAGGAUGGCCGCGUGGUUACCAUUCAGCGAGACGUCGUAACGGGUCAGCUGAAGAACAUAAUCGCCAGCGCCCGACUGGGGGGAGAGGUAACCGCCGUCAUCUUUGCUGAGUAGGGGCAGACCUGAGGCAGACUGUAGGCAGACUGUAGGCAGAUUGUAUUAUACAAUCGUAGUAAUUGUAACUUGUGGAGUCAUGACAAUGUCAAGGAGAGUAAAUCGAGGAAGCGGUUCCAGACUGGCUGCAUGAAAGGCCGGAAGGGUAGCGAGUGGCUGCCAUCUGCCAAGGCCCGGAGCGAGCCGGCUUGACGUGGCACAUCCCACCUGACUUGAUCAUGUUCAAGCAUCUCAUGCGGAAUGGGAUGACGAGAUGCAGUAUAUUCCCAUUUGAUCUCCUUUGUUUUGAUUGUUUCCUUUUUUUCGUGGCCUGUUUUCCGGAGCAACAGCUGAUCAUGGCAGUGGAUUACCUGUAUAUAUUAAAACCCGGG